GAGAGAGACAGACAGCACUAGCGGGGGGAGGGGCAACGGGCGAGAAGCCCAAGCAGACACAGGACUCAAGUCUCACAAAGCUGAGAUCAUGACCUGAACUGAAACCAAGGGUCCAACACUCAAUUGAGUGAGCCACCCAAGUGCCUCUCAGUGCCUUGCGAAAAGCAGUUAGGAAUUGUGCUCUCUUGUUCAUUUUUUCCAGCAUUUACUCUGUAGCCUUUCAGUUGUAUUUACUUCACAAUUUAGAUUUUGUGCGUGAUCUUGAUCCUUAUAUCUAGGUGUGACAACAUAGCUCUUCAGUUUUUAAAGGUUUAUUCUAAGUCACUACUGGAAGAGUUACUCUAAAAUUCAGCCAGGACUCCGGUUCAGUUUGAGUUGGCAUUUGGAGAACAUAUCCCUAUUAAGUUGAUGAUGGUAAUGUGUGAAGUAACUUUUUUAUGUCUUGCUUUUUAGGAGUAGGUGGUUUAGCAGCCCUGGGUGACCAGGGAAUUUCACAAAUAAACCCACCAGCAAGUUUAAAUACAAGUAGGGCCCACUCGGAGGAGGUGGAAUGCUGCUGUUGCUCAAAAAAGAUGUCUAGCGGCUCCAGUGAAGCUGAUGUGAUAAGAACACGAAUACCUGCUUAUGAUGAUGAUAACACUGUUCUUUAUGCAUAUGAACCAAACACUGCAUAUGUCAAUAAUCAGGAAACUGUGAUGUCUGACACAUCCUACAACGAAGAACAACAAAAAACUGUUACGGAUGUCCUCAAUCAUUGUCAGGUCAUCUAUGAUGCUAUUCAAAACCUGGAUAAGAAAUUUGAUGUCAUUCAUGGAAAAGUUUCAAAAAUCCACCGUUUUCGUGUGAAAUCACUGUGGCAGAAUCGCAAGCCACUUGGAUAUGCUUAUAAAAAUUAUAAUUACCUGCUUUCCAGAAAGAUCAGAUUGCAGAAAUUGAGGAAGAAGGAACCUCCUUCUUCAUUCUCUUACCCUGAAAGUUAUAGCCCAACUAUGCCAGUGGAAAGGCCCCCAGAUGAUUCCCCGAGCAAUCCUAUAGGAUCACCCUACCGUUCAGAGGAGGGGUCCCCAGAACGGGAUCCAGAGUCAUACCUCCCUGAGCAGGAGCCGAAUCUGAGCCAGAGUCCAACACUUCCGUCCAUGUAUUCUUCACAUUCAUACCAGCCAUAUUUCACACCUGAUGAUCCGAUUCAGGGCUCCUCUACCAUCGUGCCCUACUGUCCCAGCCCAGGGCCCAAUAGCAGCCACAUGUUCUCACCUACUCGAGCUUGUACAGUAGCACCCGGAUCCAUUCUGGGUCAAGGUGAGCCCAGUCCGACGCAUAACCCUGAGAUGAUGACUUAUCCAGCUCUAAUGGAAAAUAAGUGCCUCGGCCAUACUGCCUCAUCUCUUUGUAUCCCGCCCAACUUUGCUACAAGUUCACCAAUUGGAACUGACCCAGGUAUCCUAAAACAAAGCUUCUCGGAUGACCCUUCAACCUGGUCUGUGGAGGAAGUGAUCCAGUUUCUGAAACAAACAGAUCCUCAGACAUUCACAUUCGCCAUCGCUGACCUUUUCAGGCAACAUGACAUUGAUGGAAAGGCUCUGCUACUACUAAAGAGUGACAUGAUGAUUAAGUACAUGGGGCUGAAGCUGGGGACAGCCCUGAAGUUGUGCCACUACAUCGAUAGGCUUAAAGAAGAAAAAUUCUUUGUCAACUGAAAACAUGUUUGUGUCAAUUUAGCUCGAUCUUCAUUCAGGGGAGACCAGUGCCAUCUUGGUGUAAAAUCAUUUUUCUGCCCUUAGAAGUUUUUGUUGUGUAGAAGGUUCUUCUAAAACUAUGUUCUGUCCAGAAUUGCAGAACUCCAUUAUAGUCUGGUCUGCUCUUUGAGAAGCCAUCUAACAUGUGAGCACUGGCGGUUUGUUAGAUUGGGAGUUUUUUCGUUAUAUCUUUUUAUUAUUUUUAUUGCAUAGUUUACAGUUGUACUUCACAAAGGAAACAGAAACACCUCUAAUUUCUGUUCAUCUUUAUCUAAGGAACCAAAACAGCUGAAUCCCAAAGAGAAAAUAUCAGGGCCUGAAAAGUUCUCUAGUAAAUCCAUGGAUUUUCCUUAGAAGAAAACUUAAAAGAUGCAACUAUAGAUAGCAUCUUUCUAAAAUCUUUUAUGUUUGUUACUGCAAGCUUCUGUUCAUGUUCUACCAGCUUCCCAAAAGGGAAAGCCAUAUAAAGUAUUUUCCUUUCUAUUAUUAUUUCUAUAUAUGUUGUAUUUGUUUCUAUUUA
Enhydra lutris kenyoni (northern sea otter) is the source of this 2256-nucleotide messenger RNA. RefSeq names its product Scm polycomb group protein like 1. Gene Ontology annotation, molecular function: protein binding. The coding region runs from base 438 to 1697 and encodes 419 amino acids. The record is from RefSeq and is a predicted model, not a curated record. NCBI's taxonomy places the organism in Eukaryota, Metazoa, Chordata, Mammalia, Carnivora, Mustelidae. The transcript has 7 exons.